UCCCUCAACCUAAAAGCCCUAAUCGCAAACUCACGCUUCCCAAACAGUCAAUCACUACCAAAUCCCAAUCGACUUCGAGACGUCGAGUUCUUCCCCAGCUUGUCGACGUUGAGUUCUUACCCGGCGACGACAGUCGACAGGUCUUCGAAUGGCUGAAGCAGCUGAAAGAAAGCCAGUGAUCGGGUUUUCGUGGGAACCAAAGCUCCCUCUGCUCCCAUCUGUGAUAAAAAAUGGAUCUGCUAAAUCUCAACCUUUGCCCCCCGAAACUGUUGCGGUGUAUAGGCCUAGUACAGAGCUUGUUGAUGGCAUGUUCCUUCCUCCUAAUGACCCUAAAAAGUUGAACAAAUUAAUGAGGAAGCAAGUCAAAGAUACAGCUGGAAAGAAUUGGUUUGACAUGCCUGCCCCAACUAUCACCCCGGAGUUAAAAAAAGAUAUGCAACUACUAAAGUUGAGGAGUGUACUUGAUCCGAAGAGGCACUACAAGAAGGGUGAUUCAAAAUCAAAAACUCUUCCCAAGUAUUUCCAGGUGGGCACGGUCAUAGAGUCAGCGUCAGACUUCUACACCGGUAGACUUAUAAAGAAGGAGAGGAAAGCUACCCUUGCUGAUGAGCUACUUUCUGAUCAAACCCUCGGGCAGUACAGGAAGCGCAAGGUUCGAGAGAUUAAUGAGCAAAACCGUCCUGCUGGGGUUGAUAAAUGGAAGGUAAGAGGUAAGCAGUCCUGGAAACGAGCUAAGCAAAGAAGACACUGAUGGUUUCAAUAGGCAUCCCACGGAAUGUUAUUCCCCAACUAAGAAGUUCAAGUUUUGUGCUGGCUGAGACCAAUGGAAGAUGUUAGCAGUUUUGGUGUUGUGCUUUAGUGAAAUGAGAGGCAGAUCAACCUUGACUGUUUGUUUUCAUCUUGGAUUAAAUUAUUCUUAACAUGUCAUGAAUUAGCGUACUUUGCUAUAUACAUCAUAGUUUUUUACGUUCUAAUUCGAGUCAUUAAAUAUGUGGAACAGUGAUAUGGUCUUAACUGUUUAUGAUAAAGAUUCUUGUCGUUAA
This is a messenger RNA of Rhododendron vialii, 1043 nucleotides long. RefSeq names its product rRNA-processing protein fcf2-like. The record is from RefSeq and is a predicted model, not a curated record. Gene Ontology annotation, cellular component: nucleolus. Gene Ontology annotation, biological process: RNA processing. Bases 149 to 751 code for a protein of 200 amino acids. Lineage: Eukaryota; Viridiplantae; Streptophyta; Magnoliopsida; Ericales; Ericaceae. The transcript is spliced from 6 exons. Gene Ontology annotation, molecular function: RNA binding.